GGAAGGUUCGCCUGGUGAACAUGUCGAAAUCACGCGCCAACAUUGGACGUCCAAGUAGAGGGCGGAUGGUGAGGACGGCGACAGCCUUCCAGGGAAGCAUGCUGUCCAUCGCCGCGGUUGCGGCAUUUGACUGGGAGUUUGUAUGGGCUUUGUGGUGUGAUUUGGACCAAUUCGUCAGUUUCUGAUUGGAGAAAAGUCAACCGCACCGCCGACAAUGGACCAGCAGCUCGUCUUGGUCUGUCUCCUCGUCGGCACUGGAAGGAAGGAGAACCCGUUCGUGGUGGCCGCGAAUGCGAAUGACCUUGUCGGGCAAGUCAAGCAAAUUAUCUUAAAGGAGAAGCCGCGGACAUUCGAGUCGAUCGAAGCAGACGAGUUGGUGUUGUACAGGUGCCGCAACCAGGACCCGCUCGACCUCAACAUUCUCCAAAAGCUGGAAAAGCCCGCGGCGCAGGUCGUGCUUCAGAUGCACGUGGGAGGCCUUGUCGAGGAGAUGACUGUGUUCUCGAAGCUGCGCAAGUACUUUGAAGUGCCUCCCGAAGACGAACGCAUUCACGUGCUGGUCAAGCUUCCGCUACAAGCUGUGCCCAAGAUCGCCGCUGCACGUGCAGCUCGUGGUAUUCCUCUGGACAAGAAAUUGACUGCCAGUAUGCAGGUUGGUCCAAAGUCAUGCCUUAUAUCCUCAUGGUAGAGCAGCUAUUGCUCGACGACGACAAAGACAAGGCUGCUGCUGCUGCCGCGAUGUCGGCAUCGUCGUCGGCGUCAUUGGUGGCACGUCAAGCAGCAGCCUUGUCUACGACACAGUCCCCAUCCGCAGCCAUGGCGCUUCAGGAGCCCAAGAAGCGCGGGGCAGGGAAGCGACUCACGGACAAAGAACGCAUGGAGAUUCUCAGCGUGAUCGACUCUGGUGCGAAAAUCACCCACGUCGACUUGGCCCUGCGGUACGGCAUUUCCGAAUCUGCGAUCCGCAAGCUGCGGAAGAACAAGGGCGAGGUCCAGAAGCGCUACCUUCUGGGCAACAAGCACGUGCGGGACCUCCGGCAACGCGGCUCCAAGCUCGGGAACGCUGCGUUCGAAGACGAGCUUUACCGGCUUAUCUUUGAGAUGCAAUCGCACGAGUCUCGUCUGAGCUCGACGUUUGUGCGGAAAAAGGCACUGGAGAUCGCGCCCAAGUACAACAUGAUGUCGUUUAAAGCGAGCGCGGGGUGGUACCGGCGGUUCUGUUCGCGGUACCACUUGAAUGCCAACACGGGGGCGCUGCACCUGCAAUCGCUCGUGGACGAUGCGGACGAGGCUGCGUCGUCCAUGAUGCAGCAGAACCUCAUGCAGAUGCACAUCGAGAGCAUGAAUCACGCCCAUCUCCAUGCCCAUCACAUGACAGUUCACGACGUUGUCGGGGACGAAAUCACCGACUCAGCGGAUGUCGCAGAGCACAUCAUAUAAAAACACGAUUGUAGUCCACGUGAUGUGCAUGGCGCCGCGACCGAGCAGGUCCUCC
Aphanomyces invadans is the source of this 1495-nucleotide messenger RNA. RefSeq lists its product as hypothetical. The record is from RefSeq and is a predicted model, not a curated record. The transcript has a single exon. Lineage: Eukaryota; Oomycota; Saprolegniomycetes; Saprolegniales; Verrucalvaceae. Bases 667 to 1440 code for a protein of 257 amino acids.